Lottia gigantea (owl limpet) is the source of this 1160-nucleotide messenger RNA. RefSeq lists its product as hypothetical. Gene Ontology annotation, biological process: cell differentiation; anatomical structure development; regulation of transcription by RNA polymerase II. The record is from RefSeq and is a predicted model, not a curated record. The coding region runs from base 9 to 1160 and encodes 383 amino acids. The transcript has 6 exons. NCBI's taxonomy places the organism in Eukaryota, Metazoa, Mollusca, Gastropoda, Lottiidae. Gene Ontology annotation, molecular function: RNA polymerase II cis-regulatory region sequence-specific DNA binding; nuclear receptor activity.
UAGCCACUAUGGAACAGAAGGAAGGUGACCCCAAUGUAUUAGGACUAAAUAAUUUAGGGGAAAGUGGUAUCACUGUACUACCAUCAGAGCAGACAUCAACAGAAACUACAGCAGAUACAGUAGCUAGAGCUUUUGAUACAUUAGCUAAAGCUAUACAACCUAAUUCUGGACAGCAGACCAGCUCCAGUACAUUAGACCAGUCGACACUGUCAGACAGUAUGGAUCAUUCUGGAGUUGAUUCUAUAGAUAAUUCUUAUGUUAUAGAUUUUGAAGGUCCAGUUUUAACAGACGUCAACUAUCAAUUUAACCUAACCACACCCUCACCCAUGCCUGCCUAUUUAAAUGUACAUUUUGUUUGUGAAAGUGCUUCUCGACUUCUUUUUCUCUCCAUGCAUUGGACAAGAUCUAUCAAUGCCUUUCAAAUGAUCAAUCCUGAUUUACAAACAACUUUAGUACGAGCUUGUUGGAGUGAAUUAUUUACGUUAGGUCUUGCCCAGUGUUCUAAUGUCAUGUGCCUUCCUACUUUACUGGCGGCCAUAUUGAAUCAUUUACAGUCUAAUUCCUCACAAGAUAAGAAUGGUUCAGAUCGAGUAAAAGUUACUAUAGAACAUAUCUUAAGAUUACAAGACUAUAUUACUGCCAUGCAGAACUUACAGCCUAGUACAGCAGAGUAUGCUUAUCUUAAAGCACUCGUACUAUUUCAGCCAGAUAAUCCGAACAUAAUCAACAAAAAACAAGUAGAAAAAUUACAAGAAAAAGUAGAAAAAGAAUUUGUUCAGUAUUCGUCAUCGGUAAACACGUCUGCCGCUGAACGUAUCUGCCAAUUGUUGUUAAGACUCCAGCCACUUAAAGCGUUCAACCCGAAUAUCAUGGAGGAACUAUUUUUCUCUGGAUUAAUCGGAAAUGUUCAAAUUGACAGUAUCAUACCAUAUAUUUUACGCAUGGAAACGGCCGAAUACAAUCUCCAAAUGACAGGCGGAGGAAUUUUCGGACAAGUUCCGUCUAGUACGCAGAAUUCAGACUUUCCUACGUCAACCGGCCAUUCUGUAAAUGGAGUUCCAAGUACUGGAAAUAGUUUAAUCUCAUCAGACUUUAGUGUUAGUUUAAAUACAAGCCAGAUGACAAGUGUACCUGCCCAAGGUUACGUCACUACUUCAUAG